AUGGAAAUAUCGUGUGUUAUUCCUUCAAUUGGGUUAUUCUUAAGCUCAAAAGAUACCUUUCUUUCACUGUCAUUAGUUUGCAAAGAAUGGCAUCAGCUACUAUCAGACAACUACGUGCUGUUUUGGCUUAAGUCAACAUUGAAGACAUCUUCGCUAAUUUCUCUCGAAGAUGCCAAACUCCAAUUUCCUGGCUUUGCAAAUCCAGAAAUUUUGAAUUUUCAACCAUGGUUUUCUGAAGGUGGAAUCAGCCCAAAAGAGACAGGAAAUUGCUUUCGAAACAUAUGAACAUACGAUGGGCUAACCUAUUCAACCUAUUAUGGAAGUAGGACUAAUUCAUAUUUUAAAAAAAAUAUCAUUUGUUCAGCUUUUUAUGAAGGAGGUGGAUAUCAGUCGCACUUCUUUUUUGAUUAUGGACAUCGUGAUAUAUUUUUAGCAGAAAACUAUUACUUCCCAGAGAAAUAUCUAGAUUAUAAUAAGUACAACAUUCAAGAAUUGUUAACUCUUGCACCCUUAUUUCCCGAAGAAAAUAUAUUGGAUCUUCAAGAAUAUGAUCCAAUUCCUGAUCCAUGAAAUCCUAUAUUCGAUCAUGAUGGUUGUGAGUGAGAAAGAAUAUCUUAUCCUUAUUACCCUUGCCAGGCAGAGAUUGCUUUUGUAAAUGAAAUAGCUGUAGCAAGGCCUCUUUAUUUUACUUCAGCUAUAAAAACAAUGGUGAUAUUCUUUAGUGCUAAAGUCGAAGAAGAGAUGGACACCAAAUUGUUGGAUAUAGCAGAUGAUAUAAUUUAAGAGCCCUUAUAGAUUCUUUAGUAGAAAUACAUUGCCUAUUUAAUAGGCCACUUAAAUGCCAAUAUUUCUGAAAUGGCUUAUUAAAAAUUGACAAAUAUGAGCUAAAUUUGCAUUUACCAAUUUUAAAUUGUACUUAUCAGAAAAAUUGACAUUAUCGUAGCCUAUUCAAUAGGAAAGGUAUUGCUCCUAAACGAGGGAAAAGUGAAUUGGUGUUAUAUAUUAACAAUUGAGGACGCAAAACGCCUAGGACCGAUUGCGGCUGAAGUUGAUUUAAAAAGAGAAAAAUAUGUCGAAUUCCAAAAAGUUGACAAAGAAUGAUAUCCUGUAAUAUGAAUCCAGUUUCAAUCUUGGAAGCUGAAUCAUUUUGAAAUUCCUUUACAAAGCAUUCAUCAAGUUGCAAGAGUUGCUAUAAAAAUGAUAAACACUGAUGAUCUCAGAGAAGAGUUUUUUCAUCCAGACGGUGACCUUAAUUUUGAUAUUUUAUACUGUUUAUUUUUGGGCAGAUCCAUUAAAUUAGUGGAAAAUUUAAAUAAUUAA
Messenger RNA from Blepharisma stoltei, 1320 nucleotides. NCBI's taxonomy places the organism in Eukaryota, Ciliophora, Heterotrichea, Heterotrichida, Blepharismidae. The record is from the annotation of a GenBank genome assembly.